UCGCGGUCGCCGCGGUCAGUUCAGCAGUUCAGUUCAGUUCGGUUCUUCGGUGUGUUUUCUCGUCGUUUUGUGGCCGUGUCGCGUUGUCGGAGAUUUUCUUUUUCCCCCAAUGGACUGCCUGCUGCGGCCCCUAUUCGGAUUGCGAAUUUGCUGUGGAAGUUCUUGUUAGAAAAGAAAGGUGAAAGCAAGGAUAACGGUAUCUAGCCAAUUGGAUUUGCCUCAAUUUGGAAUUGAUUUUCCAGCUACGGCUGUCUCGGUUGUUGGAAACCGGAAAACGCUGUGCGUGGAAAUCGCGGUGAAAAUAUUUCCCCGAAUUUUGUGUGCUUCCUCUCUUGAGAAGGUGCUACUUUUCUAACGGGAGUGAAAAUUUCGGAAAUGAAGGUUUUCGGUCGAGCUUGAACGACUUUAAUGGUGAAUUUUGGGAUCGAUCUAAAGUGUGGCCGAUGAAAGUGCAUUAUUCAGCUGAAAAUUCUAUGUUUUAAAGUGCAAAAAGUUCUAAAAAUAAGCUAUAUUUUCCAUCAGCCGGAAAAAUCGAAGUGAGACGGAUAAUAUUUUUUCUUGUUCGUCGGGCGAGAAAAGUUCCCCCUCGGGUGGAAAAAAUUUUCAUUGAUCGAAGAAGGCGGAGGGUGGUGUUAGCUUUUCCUUGUGUUUUCCGGUGCUGCACGAAAUCGGCAAAAGGGAGACGGUGAAAACUGCUAAAAGGUUAAAUUUGCCAUUGCCGAAGUUUGGUUGAACUGCAGCAUAAUGGGUAAAAGCAAAAUCCAGUGCAACAAGUGUCAGAAGAAGUGCUCCGGCGAGGUGUUGCGUGUGACGGAUCGGUACUUUCACAAAUCCUGCUUCCUGUGUACCAAGUGCAACAAAUCCCUUUCCACCGGGGGGUUCUUCUCCAAGGAUGGCGCCUAUUACUGCACCCUGGACUACCAGAAGCUUUACGGCACCAAGUGUGCCGCCUGCGGUCAGUACGUCGAGGGUGAGGUUGUCUCGACGAUGGGCAACACAUAUCAUCAGAAGUGCUUCACCUGUAGCAAAUGCAAACAGCCAUUCCAGUCGGGCAGCAAGGUCACCAACACCGGCAAGGAGGUGCUUUGCGAGGCUUGCGUCAAGGGCCCAACACCAGCAGCAGCAGUAGUUCCGGCAGUGGCGGCGGCGGGACCGCAAGUCACUAGUUCACCAAAGAGACAGAUCGAGCAGAUUCAGGAACAGAAGACGAUAAAGGAAAUUACUUCUAGCCCCACGAAAUCUGCCACCCUGCAACACCACCAGGAAGCGGUCCGGAAGCAGCAGAACUGCAAGGACUCAGAUCCGAACGAGUGUGCCGGAUGUCAGCAGCAGCUGAAGGAAGGCCAGGCGCUAAUCGCCCUGGACCGGCAGUGGCACAUAUGGUGCUUCAAGUGCAAUGCUUGCGGGAUCACGCUAAGCGGCGAGUAUAUGGGCAAGGACGGGGUUCCGUACUGCGAGAAGGACUUCCAGAAGUCUUUCGGCGUCAAAUGUGCCUACUGCAACCGUUACAUUAGUGGGAAGGUCUUGCAGGCCGGUGACAAUCACCACUUCCAUCCGACGUGUGCCCGGUGCACCAAGUGCGGUGAUCCAUUUGGCGACGGAGAAGAAAUGUACCUGCAGGGUGGCGCCAUUUGGCAUCCUCGGUGUGGCCCCGGUCCGUCCUCGGAGUCGGCCAUCCUGAAUGGAGUCGAAUCCAAUGGCUUCAACACGGAAACCGAGUUCGAUCGGACCAGCACAAGUGCAAUGAGUGAAAUUCAGUUUUCGUUACGUUCCCAAACACCAAGUUUGAGUGGUUCAGUUUAUAGUCCUUACACAAAUAGAAAGUAUCACCGAACUACUAGUCCUGGACUGAUUCUGAGAGAGUACAACCGUCAAGGAUUUGACGACAUAACACGUAUCCACACCUAUAGUUAUUUAACAGAUGAACCACAUUAUCUGAGAAAACCGAUAGAACCUUAUGACAAGGCGCCAGUGUCACCGCACUUCCAUCGGCCGCAUCAUUAUGGUAGCAGUGCUCGUUCGGGUUCCGGGUCUCGAUCCCAUUCCCGCAGUCGUAGCGCCAUGAAGGUUCUGGUCGAUAGCAUCCGAUCGGAAACGCCGCGCCCGAAAAGCCCCGGAAUGAACAACGAAGAACCGAUCGAGAUGAGCCAUUAUCCGGGUGCUAAGAAGCCGCCACCAGGCGAAAAACCAAAGAUAGAACGGGACGAUUUUCCGGCCCCUCCUUACCCGUACACCGAUCCGGAACGGCGGCGACGCUACUCGGAUUCGUAUAAGAACAUCGAGUCAGAUGAUGAGGUGGAUAAUGCUCAGGUCAAAAACAAAGAGGACAAGGAGAAUCAGGUUGAAAGACUCCGUCGUGAAGAAGAAGAGCUCAGCAAGCUGAAAUCUUCCGGGAUGGGCAAGGUGAUACUGAAGGACCUGCAGGAGCAUAAAAAGUACGAGAGCUGGAAGCGGGAGAACCUGGAUCCUCGCAACGCGUCCCGUACCCCGUCAGCGUCGAAGGAACCGAGCUACCGGCUGCGAUACGAAUCACCGGUUGGGGCUUCCCCAUCGCGGAAUCUCGACCACCAGCGACCCUACGAGGAGGAAUACUUCGAUCGAUCGACUAGCUACCGCGGAUCGGUGGGCCGCGCCAUCGGAAACGCUCCCAGCUACAAUGAAAUACGCCCACACACAGCCAUUCACUCGUAUAGGUCACCGCCGAAGCCAGGAUAUGGAUUCAAAUCGUCGACGCUACCACCAUCGUCGAUCCGGAAUGGCUACAGCUCUGUAAGUUGGCAAGCGGCAGUUCGACGGACUCCGCUUGAGCCUAGAAUCCUCUUCCUUCGAUGUUAUCUGCUACCUUAUGUAUUAAAUUAACAACUCAAAAGGGGGAAAUGGUGGUGUGGUGGUGGUAAAUCAUGGCUAGAAUCUUUGUGGUGCACUCUCGUUUUCGUUUCCCAUGGGUAACGUCCGUGGAACAUCCUAAUAAUACUUACACUUGACCAAGAAAAGCUUCUGUGAAAUAACAUUUUUUCUACAGCUGCUAAUCCACAUAUCUCUAUGUUUGUUUUCUUCAAUUUUCCCCAAAACAUUUAAUACGCUUGCUGGAUCUGUGUCUGGACUAACCUACUUAUCCCUAAACAAACUUUGAAACCGAACGUUCCAUAUCGUAAUCA
This is a messenger RNA of Uranotaenia lowii, 3158 nucleotides long. RefSeq names its product actin-binding LIM protein 1-like. The record is from RefSeq and is a predicted model, not a curated record. Lineage: Eukaryota; Metazoa; Arthropoda; Insecta; Diptera; Culicidae. The transcript is spliced from 8 exons. Gene Ontology annotation, biological process: lamellipodium assembly. The coding region runs from base 745 to 2859 and encodes 704 amino acids. Gene Ontology annotation, cellular component: actin cytoskeleton. Gene Ontology annotation, molecular function: actin filament binding.